AUGACUACUGCACAUCGUCCACAAUUAGAAGCUCGUAGUGGUGCCAAAAAUAUAACCCCUACUAAUACACAGCAUGCUAGAUUAUUACCAGGCCAUAAAACACUUAAAAAAAGAAUGAAAAAAAACCUUGUAGAGGGAACAUUAUUGAAAAAUGAAAAAAAUUAUAAUAUAGCGAAACAGAAACAGAUUAACGAUGAUUUGAUUACAAUUAAUAAUGAUCAAAAUUGUAUCUCCACAACCCCAUCACGUGAUGACAAAUGUCCAGAAUCACCUGAUCAAAAAAAUGCGACAUCACAUGAUCAAACUCCAAACCCUAAAAUUAAACUGGAAGAACCCUCGGCUCUGCCCGAACCCUGGGCUGACAAUUCCACAUCACAUGAUCCGCAAAAUUUCCCGUCACGUGCCUGGCGACGCGACCGCGUAUUUCCGCGGAAAUUAAAGAAUAUUCCCGAAAAGGCACAAUGCGGGGCACACGACGCGUCUCGGAAAGCGAGGUCCGACGGAAAGCGAACCCCGAGCAGCCCGCCCAGAAAACGCCGCAGACCUUCUCAGAACUAG
This is a messenger RNA of Henningerozyma blattae CBS 6284, 558 nucleotides long. It is a transcript of the gene CWC15, whose product is annotated as U2-type spliceosomal complex subunit CWC15. The record is from RefSeq and is a predicted model, not a curated record. Bases 1 to 558 code for a protein of 185 amino acids. The transcript has a single exon. NCBI's taxonomy places the organism in Eukaryota, Fungi, Ascomycota, Saccharomycetes, Saccharomycetales, Saccharomycetaceae.